AUGGUGAACUGUACUGGAAAGGAGAAGUUCUGCUUUGAUGUGCUCUCACGCUCAAAAGCUGAUGGAGAAGUCAAAGACAUAAUUAUGAAGGGCUGCACUAUCAAGUCUACCUGUGUCACAAUGAACAGAGGCAUACCUCCCAUUUUGGAAGAAAAAGAUACUACCAUCGUAAAUGCCAGGUGUACCCCAGAUCCUUCUAGGGGAUCUCAAUCCUCUGGGCUCUACCUGCCAAUCUUCUCUGGGCUCCUGUUCCUGAAGAUCCCCUGCCUCCUUCUUUUCCUUCUUCCAGGUGCUUCUUUAGAGUGUGAGAUUUGUUCAAGCGAUGGCAUCCACUGUACCGGACCUAAGAAAACCUGCCCUCUGGGGAAAAACACCUGCAUGACCGCAUACACUGAAAAUACUGUGGACGGAAAAACUGAACAUACUAUAGAGAAAGACUGUGCAACUGCUGACAUCUGUACCAGUUCCGCCAUUGAGUUGUACUUUGGACCUGGAAGAGCCAUGAGGACAAUUGUGUACUGCUGCAUCGAAGGUUUAUGCAAAAAAAUUGAAUCCAAAUUUCCACCAAUUGAAACCAGAAUGAACGGAAAGCAGUGCCCUGCCUGCCAUGUGUGGUCAGACACGUGCAAAGAAGAGAUGGUGAACUGUACAGGACACAACGUGUACUGCUUUGACGUUUCUUCGCAUUCACAUGCCGCAACUAACAGUGUGGACAGAACCAUGAAAGGCUGUACUACUAAGUCUGUCUGUUCCUCAAUAAGAAGUGGCCGCAGUCCCAUUUUGCAACAUUCUGAUAUGAUUAUGAGGGCAACAUGCAUUCCAGAGGUUUCUCGGGGAUCUCGAUGCUCUGGCCUUCUCCUACCAACCUUCUCUGGGCUCCUCCUGCUCUUGAAGAUCCUCAUGUAA
Messenger RNA from Zootoca vivipara (common lizard), 906 nucleotides. The record is from RefSeq and is a predicted model, not a curated record. Lineage: Eukaryota; Metazoa; Chordata; Lepidosauria; Squamata; Lacertidae.